Messenger RNA from Impatiens glandulifera, 1172 nucleotides. Its product is annotated as protein disulfide isomerase pTAC5, chloroplastic-like. NCBI's taxonomy places the organism in Eukaryota, Viridiplantae, Streptophyta, Magnoliopsida, Ericales, Balsaminaceae. The transcript has 6 exons. Bases 23 to 1015 code for a protein of 330 amino acids. The record is from RefSeq and is a predicted model, not a curated record.
UCAACCUCUUUCUCACUCUCUAAUGUCUUCUUCUUAUCUACAUCUGAGUUUUCCUCUUCCUUUCUCCCGUAGACAUCAUCUCACUUUCACUCCAUUUCCACCCACCAAACAUCCUCUGAUGAUUUGCUUCUCCACUUCUCCAUCAAGCAGCAGCAGCAGCUCCAAUUACGAUAGAGAAGAGGCUCGGUGGCUCCGCGAAGAGCAGAGAUGGCUUCGUGAAGAAUCUCGUUGGAACGCUGAGCGCGAAUCUCUUAUCCGCGAAAUCUCAUCAUUAAAGCUCCAAAUUCAGGAAUUGGAAAGCACGACCGCUUCGGAAUCGAUGGAGAACAUGCAGGUGUUGAAGACGGACGAAGUAGAUUGCCAUAGAGAGAGUAGUGCCGUCGAAAGUGGAAAAGUGGAGGAGGAAGUGGUGGUGAAAGAAGUAGUCAUCUUGUCGCAAAAAGAUGAUGAGAAGAAGAAGAAGAGGGAGACGUUGAGGAAGGGUUCAGAAGGAGUAUAUGUUCGAUUGAUGCAGGAAGCACUGCAAAGAUUAGGGUUUUAUUCAGGUGAAGAAGAUAUAGAAUACUCAAGUUUCUCAAGUGGGACAGAACGUGCAGUUAAAACCUGGCAAGCUUCAGUUGGUAUAAGAGAAGAUGGAAUUAUGACUUCGGAUCUCCAAGAGAGACUAUUUUACGAAGUUAUCGCAGAUAUGAAUUCAAAAGGGAAGAACUUGAACUCCUUCAAUACGGAUGCUGAAAAUGAAGCUGCAAUAGUGAAAGAAGAGGUUGAAGAUCAUCAUGGAGUGUAUGUUGUUGAAGAGAACAGAUGGGAAGAACCAUCUAAGCUAAUUGGAAAGUGCCUUCAGUGUAGGGGAGAAGGCAGGUUGUUAUGCACAGGAUGUGAUGGAACUGGAGAACCGAACUUGGAGCCAGAGUUUAUGGAUUGGGUCGAGGAAGGAGCAACUUGUGCUUAUUGUCAAGGCUUUGGAUUUAUAGUUUGCGACCUCUGUGAAAAAAAAGAAGAAGAAGAUGUUUAACAAAGGUGUUAUAAAAAGAAAGUAGUUUAAAAUUGAUGGACCAAAUAGGAAAAUUUGUAUUUCAAACUUAAAGGACUCUCUAAUGUAAAUUACAGAAAGGCAGAACAAUUAAUGUUGUUGGUUGAAUAUAUAGACUUUUAUGUCAUUUUUCUUAUUA